AUGUGGCUUAUCAACACCUCCACCAUCGCGCUCGAACGAGCAAACUCAGACGACUUACCCUCAACACCAUACGCCAUUUUAUCGCACACAUGGGCUAAAGAAGAAGUCACAUUUGAAGACAUGAUUGACCAGAGUCAAGUCAAAUCCAUGUUGGGAUAUACCAAGAUCGAAAACACAUGUCGGCUAGCUAGAGAGCGAGGUCUAGCUUAUGCGUGGGUCGAUACCUGUUGCAUCGACAAGCGUAGCAGUGCAGAACUCGCCGAGGCUAUAAACUCCAUGUUCAGAUGGUAUAAACAGGCCACUGUUUGUUUCGCUCAUCUUGAUGACUUGCCGCCAUCUACUGAAAAAGAGGUUGUCGCUUUUGACAGGUUGAGCUCUUGCAGAUGGUUCACACGAGGUUGGACUUUGCAAGAAUUGAUCGGCCCCAAGAACCUUGAGUUCUAUGACUAUGCAUGGAACUACGUGGGCAGGAAAACAGAUCUGGGUUCUCUGAUAUCCGAAAUAACCGGUAUACGCCGUGAAGUGCUUGAAGACAGUUCUAUUCUUGAGAGCGUACCCAUCGCGAACCGCAUGUCAUGGGCCGCCAAGCGGAAGACAACAAGGAUUGAAGACACGGCCUACUGCCUUCUAGGCAUUUUCGACGUCAACAUGCCUAUGAUGUACGGCGAGGGUACAAAGGCUUUUGAGAGACUACAGGAAGAAAUCAUCAAGCAAACAACCGACAUGUCUAUUUUCGCUUGGAAAGCAAAGGAUGAGUCUCAAGACUACCGUGGUAUCCUAGCGCAGUCACCUGAGGAGUUCAUACACUGCCGUCACCUUUCACAAGCGCCAAGCAUGAGAUGUGGGUUUGAGACAACCAUGACGAACAAGGGCUUGAGGCUCGAGACCUUCCUAGGUGGUGGCAAUAUCCUCAACUUGGCCUGCACUAAUUCAGAUUGUGCUGAAGGCCAAAAGAGGAUAGGGGUCUUUUUAACUAAAACUGCUGAUGGCUAUGUUCGUUCCUCUCCAUCAAAGCUUUUUGAGACAACGGAUCCACGGCUUUGGGCUGGUGCUCGCUACAAGGUCUUUGUCCGCAAACGUAUCACGCCAUUUGUGUCAGAGGAGUUGAGAGAAGCCCUAGCAAAGAAUCUAGCUGUUUACUUCGAUAUAUGCCCGGGCCUCGAGGUUCGUUCGUUCGCUGCGAAGCCAGCAGAUCUCUGGGAUCAGUAUCACCAUGCAUUCAUUGGCAACGACAAUAAAAAAUUUACCGGCUUUUUGGACUUUCAGAUAUCAGACACGGCGGGCUCAUUUUUGUCUAACCGAAUUAUUGUGGUGUGCAGCCUUUAUCUUCGGCACACACAGGGCAUGAAAGGCAGCGCUGGUAUGUGGAGGGCAAUAUAUGACUCAAGGGAUGGGUCAACUUCGAAAGCGAUCAUGAAAUGUAUAGAUGGGUAUUAUAAUUCGUACGGCGAGGAGUAUUAUCUGUCUCAACUCCAGGAGGCAGUUGUCACAUGGGAUUGGUACUCGCGGCGAGAGGUAAAUGUGCCAUCUGGUGACGAAGGACAUCAUUUACGUAUAUCGUCAGAUGUACAUAUAGACACUAAAACUGGAGCGCACAGUCUAGUUAUCAAAGUGAAACCACCCUUUCCACGCGCACUAGCUUUACCUGGUCCCCAGUACAACUGCCGUGACUGUCAUCGGAGAGACCCAGUCUCCAACGCUAUCUUCGCCUCCACCAUACCAGGUGACGAAGCGGCCGUGCCUGCCCAGGCUGAUAUUGUUGGCAUCCCUGGAGCCACACUGUCUGCUCUCAGUCUUACUCAAGGACUUCUAUGUGCAGUUUCGGCUGAUAGUGUCAAUCCGCAAGCCGUGAUUCAAAUGGAGCGACUGGGCUCUUGCUUCCAUUCCAACGGUCCAUGGGCCGCCAAAGUUCCUGAUCUCUUGUGCAGGGCAUCAUCGUCUGUAAGACUUGAGAGGCUCUCUGCAUGGAUCGGUUGGGAAAAGAAUGAUACAGCGUCAUUCAUGAGCAAAACGACAGGUGGAAAGAUGGCAAGCCUACUUUGCUGUGUUCUGGGGAGUCUAUAUGAACCAGCCCGUGCUGGAAUGAUGAUCUAUGAGUUAUCAGAAAGUAUUCUGCCUUCCGAAGGAAAAAAAACGCCUCUAACUCGUUGCACGUAUUCUCUAUCUUAA
Messenger RNA from Fusarium venenatum, 2169 nucleotides. Its product is annotated as heterokaryon incompatibility protein-domain-containing protein. NCBI's taxonomy places the organism in Eukaryota, Fungi, Ascomycota, Sordariomycetes, Hypocreales, Nectriaceae. The record is from RefSeq and is a predicted model, not a curated record.